AUGAGGUGGAUCAUUAUUCUUCUGUCCUCGUUUAUAGCUUUCGCUGCGACAGGUAAACAUUUUAAUGGCAACGGUCCUUUUAGAAAGCCUCAUAGAAUAGAUGACCAUCCUGAAGAUGCUUGUAGACAUCCUCCACACGUAUCGUCUUCUAUAAGUGAAACCGUAGCAACUUUAAAUGUAUCAACUACGAUCUAUUCCACCAACGAACAGAUCACAAUUACUUGGACAUCCGUAUCAACUGUAUGUCACGAUGAUUUUAUUGCAAUUUAUUUUGCAGAGAUUCCUCUUACUGCUGCUUGUGAUUAUUACGAUUAUGAAGUUGUUAAUAAAACCCAAGGUAGUAUGUCAUGGCAAAUGAUUAAUCUUCGUCGUCCAUUAGAAUUUCGUUAUUACUCACGAGAUCAUACUUGUUUGGGCAAUUACACAUUUCUUGCUAAAUCUCCUGUUAUUCAACCACGCAAUUACAAUGAGCCAACACAUAUUCAUUUAGCUUAUAGUGAUCGAAUAGAUCAAAUGUUUGUUUCCUAUUUAACUAAUUCAUCACAAUAUAUUCCUCAAUGUCAAUAUGGAUUAAAUCCAUCAUCAUUAAACUUUCGUCAAAAUGGAACAACAACAACUUAUACAGCAUCAGAUAUGUGUGAAGGAAAGGCGAAUACAUGGGGUUCACGAGCAUUUAUCGAUCCGGGAUAUAUGCAUACUAUUUUAUUAGAAAAUCUUCAUCCAUCAACAACAUAUUAUUAUCGUGUAGGAACUGAUGAACAUGGUUGGUCACCUAUCAAUUCAUUUACAAAUCGUCCGGCAGAUAAGAAUGAAGCAGUCUAUAUGAUUGCAUAUGGUGAUAUGAGUUUGGCUCCCCUUGCACCAGGUUCACAGUCCACGACAGAUCGGGUUAUAGCUCGAGUACAAUCAACAAAUGUUACUUGUGUGUUACAUCUGGGUGAUCUUAGUUAUGCUAUGGGUAUUGCUGUUCAAUGGGAUGGAUUUAUGAAUCAAAUUCAGCCAAUAGCAGCUCAUGUACCUUAUAUGGCUGCAAUAGGUAAUCAUGAAUAUGAUCAUGUAUUAGGUGGUGAAAAAGAUCCAAGUGGUGCAUCUGGCCCAGGAGGAUUUCGACCAGCAUGGGGUGAUUAUCUUUAUGAUUCACGUGGUGAAUGUGCAAUUCCAAUGGUUCAUCGUUUUCAUUCUCCAUCAAAUGGAAAUAGUCUUUUUUGGUAUAGUUUUGAUGUUGGACCAAUUCAUAUAAUUCAUUUUUCAACAGAACAUGAUUUUCGUCGAUCAUCAAUUCAAUAUGCAUGGCUCGAACAAGAUCUUCGUUCAGUAAAUCGUUCUCGUACUCCAUGGCUUAUUGUUGGUUCACAUCGACCAAUGUAUGCAUCAAUAAGAGAUGAUUCUAAAGAUUUUGAUUUUAUUGCAUUAAUGUUACAAUUUCAUUUGGAACCAUUAUUUUAUAGAUAUCAUGUUGAUGUUAAUCUCUUUGCACAUCGACAUUCAUAUGAUCGAACAUGUCCAAUGUAUCAACGGAAAUGUGUAUCAGAUGGAGUAACACAUGUAUUAAUCGGAAUGGCUGGCCAAGAUAUAGACACUGGUGAAUAUACAGGUGCUGAAUGGAGUAUGUAUCAUGAUGAAGUAUAUGGAUAUUGUCAAUUAUGGGCUAAUCAAACAUAUUUACAUUUUACAUAUCGUCACAAUAUUGAUGAUAAUAUUGCUGAUCAAUUUGUACUUCAGAAAUAA
Molecule: messenger RNA, 1728 nt
Organism: Adineta steineri
Lineage: Eukaryota; Metazoa; Rotifera; Eurotatoria; Adinetida; Adinetidae
Source: the annotation of a GenBank genome assembly